GUUGUCCUUUCUAUUCCCCUAUGAUUAAGGCGAGGUUCCGACUUCACCAGAAAGAGCCAAUGAUAGUCACAAGACCCUGCCGGAGCUGAAGCCAUGGGAGCGGCCCUCAACAUCUUCUUAGCUAUCCUUCUUCUUUCUAUCAUAAAUGGAGGCCGGGGAGCGCCAUGCAGUGUCUCGGAGAUAGCUAUCGAUCAGGCGAGGACUGGUGAUAUUGUUGAGGGAAAGCCAGAGUAUGAGGUGACAGUGAGCAACAAAUGUGAUUGCGCUCAGUCUAAGGUGUUUGUGCAGUGCUAUGGCCUCAGCAGUGUCGAACCGGUGGAUCGUCGGGCCAUCAGACCAGUGGAUGCUGAGCGCUGCGUUCUCGGAGAGGGCCAGCCGAUCCCCAGAGGGGUUCGCGUUAAGUUCAAGUAUGCAUGGAUGACACCCCAGGACUUCCCUGUGGUUAGCUCGCAUGUUCACUGUUAAUUGUUAAUAAAGAUAAUAAGGCAGAUGCCAUGUUUUGUGGCUUUGUUGUGUUCCGUUGGUUCUACUGUAACAGAUUAGAAGCUUGUUCUAUUAUGUUUCAUGUUUGUCAGCUAUCUACGCCAUGGGAAAUGGCAGCGAAAAGCCCAAUAAUGUUUUUCUUUUGUGUUUUAGUAACAGGUUAACAUUGUGGAAAAAAUUUCCUUGGCUAUCAAAUGGCUAAAAUUCCUUCUAUUAUUAUGAGAUGUUAA
Molecule: messenger RNA, 713 nt
Organism: Phoenix dactylifera (date palm)
Lineage: Eukaryota; Viridiplantae; Streptophyta; Magnoliopsida; Arecales; Arecaceae
Product: TPD1 protein homolog 1-like
Biological process (GO): cell fate determination
Source: RefSeq, a predicted model, not a curated record